AUGAGUACGGACUCUCUGGUAGAGUUGUCAAACGGGUAUGAGGACCCAAACGGGACGGGCGGGCUCGACGAUCAAGACGAAUCGGGCGGGUUCGACGACCAAGACGGGUCAAGCGGGCCUGAUGACCUAACCAGGUCGGGCGAACUUGAGGAUCCACACGGGUCAGGCAGGUCGGACGAUUUAGAUGUGCUGGGCAGACCCGAUGACACAAAGGAGAUCGACGAUCCAUAUGGGUCCAACGACUUGAAUGGGCUCGACGAUCCAGACGGGUCCUACGACCUAGACGGGUCUAACGACCAGAAUGGGCUCAACAAUCCAAACGGGCUCGACGACCUAGAAGGGUUCAUUGACCCGGACGGGCCAGACGAUCUGGACGGGUCUGAUGACCCCAACAUGCCUAACAACCAGAACGGGCCCGACGACUCGGACGGGCCAAACUAUUCGGACAAGUCCAAUGAUCCGACGGGCCCGACAAUGCAGACCAGUCCGAUGACCUGA
Messenger RNA from Vigna unguiculata (cowpea), 498 nucleotides. The record is from RefSeq and is a predicted model, not a curated record. Lineage: Eukaryota; Viridiplantae; Streptophyta; Magnoliopsida; Fabales; Fabaceae.